AUGAUACUUCGCUCUCGGAGGUCUCUCGCUCGUCCGCCGACGGAGGCCGCCGCCACUCCGCGCAACCUCCGGCCGCGCUCCGCGGUGCGAACACGGGCAGCGAGCAAGAAAGAGGUGGUUCUGGAGCGCUCUUUGCAGUUCUCUGAUGAUGAGGACAAUCCUACCGCUGCCAAGUCUCCCAAAAUCCAGACGCGAACCAGGAGGAGGGCUGUGGCUUCAGAGAAGGGGGAAGAUGUGGACUUCAAGACUCCUGUUCGUGCCCGACACCCCAGGGUGCAUUUUCGGGAGGACUGUAACACUCUGUCCCCAAACCCUGCUGUUCGCAACCUCUACUCCCCUGUCAUUCACUACCUGACGCCCACAAAAGGGGCUGGUGUGAAAUCGCCGGGGUACGAGCUGAUGUGUCCUGAGGAGUGUGUGUUUGGCUAUCACUCCCUCAGCCCUCUGUCAGACGAAGAGACCAAUGAUGAAGUUUUCAACCCUUACACUUUCAUCAAGAACAUCCCGUCGCAUUCGCAGCAGUGCAGGCCGAGCGUGCGGGACAUCCCAGUGAAGACCCGCAGCACCCCUGCCGCCACGCUCGUUUUGGACCUGGACGAGACGCUAGUGUUCAGCUCACUCAGCGUAAUCGAGAACGCAGAAUACACCUUUCACACGUGCUUUCAAGAUCAUAAAUACAAAGUGUACGUCAUCCUGAGACCCCAUGUCAAAGAGUUUUUGCAAAGAAUGUCAAAGAGCUUUGAGAUGUUUGUUUAUACUUCUGCCAAGAAAGAAUAUGCAGAGAAGAUCUUGGACAUGUUGGACCCCCAGAAGAACAUGUUCAGACAUCGCCUGUAUCAGGAGGACUGUUUCUGUAUUCUUGGCCACUACGUUAAGGACCUGGGCUUGUUGGAAAGGGAUCUGGCCAAGACCGUGGUCCUAGACAACGCUCCACACACCUUCCCUUAUCACCUGAUGAAUGUGAUUCCCAUUCAGAGCUGGGUUGGAGAUAAGGAUGACAAGGAGCUGCUAAAGCUGAUCCCAUACCUGGAGAAACUUACUGAGGCGGAUGAUUUUCGGCAGUUACUGAAGAGGAGGACAGACCAUUUACACCGUCUGCUGUCUGAAGACUGAGGCGUAACCUUCCUUAACGACACGCCCGCAUCUGAAGACUGGGGCGUAGCCUUCCUUAACGACACGCCCGCAUCUGAAGACUGGGGCGUAGCCUUCCUUAACGACACGCCCACAUCUGACUGCGCAUGCAAAUGCACCCUGA
Molecule: messenger RNA, 1255 nt
Organism: Megalops cyprinoides (Indo-Pacific tarpon)
Lineage: Eukaryota; Metazoa; Chordata; Actinopteri; Elopiformes; Megalopidae
Product: CTD small phosphatase-like protein 3
Exons: 11
Coding region: 1-1113 (370 amino acids)
Molecular function (GO): phosphoprotein phosphatase activity
Source: RefSeq, a predicted model, not a curated record